This is a messenger RNA of Danio rerio (zebrafish), 3995 nucleotides long. It is a transcript of the gene nr1d2a, whose product is annotated as nuclear receptor subfamily 1, group D, member 2a. Gene Ontology annotation, cellular component: nucleus; cytoplasm. Gene Ontology annotation, biological process: regulation of DNA-templated transcription; DNA-templated transcription; regulation of gene expression. The record is from RefSeq and is marked validated. Gene Ontology annotation, molecular function: zinc ion binding; nuclear receptor activity; DNA binding. NCBI's taxonomy places the organism in Eukaryota, Metazoa, Chordata, Actinopteri, Cypriniformes, Danionidae.
GGCGGAGCCGCGGGCGGAAACACGCGCAGCAGAACACUGAGUACCGAGCGCUCGUGCACAGACAGGAGUUCCGUACCAUUGUGAGGAGGAGACGCUUCAGAUGGAGCACUGACUAUCAGAACACACACACACAUAAACACACUGGAUCUGAUCUAUCUCUCACACACACUGCAACUUCUACCUGCUGGAGUUAUUACUGUCCGGCUGAAUCACAGAGAAACGAAGACUGAAAACAUGGAAUCGGCAAAGCAAGGAGGUGUGAUAGCUUAUGUCUGCUCCUCAAGCUCGGCCUCCAGCCCUGAGUCCUGCAUGAGUGACAGCUCUGCCAGCCAAUCGCCAUCCUCCUCUCCUCCUCUGCCCACUAAAGCGAGCCGUGCCACAGAUCUGUCCAUCAGCGCAGGAAUGCUGAAACACACACGUGGACACACAUCUGAUAAAAGCCUCGCUAACAAGAGCUCCAUCACCAAGCUGAAUGGGAUGGUGUUGCUGUGUAAAGUGUGUGGAGACGUCGCCUCUGGCUUCCACUAUGGUGUUCAUGCCUGUGAAGGCUGCAAGGGCUUCUUCAGAAGAAGUAUCCAGCAGAAUAUCCAGUAUAAGAAAUGCCUGAAGACUGAAAGCUGCACUAUAGUGAGGAUAAACCGCAACCGCUGCCAACAGUGCCGCUUCAAGAAGUGUUUAUCCGUCGGCAUGUCAAGAGACGCCGUGCGUUUCGGACGCAUCCCGAAGCGUGAGAAGCAGCGGAUGCUCCUGGAGAUGCAGACGGCGAUGAACAACAUGAUGAACAACAGUCAGCUCCAGCACAUGCUGCACGUUUCUCCGAGCGACUCGUCCAGCUCUUCUUCUGCAUCUCCGCCGGAUUCCCCACGCUCCUCGACGGAGUCGCUCGUCCCGAUGGACACCGCCUCGUCCUGCUCGUCCGACAGCGGAGAAGAAGACGGACGAUUCUCCUACAGUGCAUCUGUUUCCCCGGCCGCAUCUGAAACACUCAGCAGGGAAGAAGAAGAGCCGCAGAUGCAGUGCUGGAGACGCUCAGACUGUCAAAACACCACAGGACCUUACAGGGAACAGACGGCGCAGCAGUGCAUUCGCUUACCGACUGAAAACAUGAGUUACUGCAGGAGGAACAUGAAUGAAGGAGGAAACCGAGCACAUCUGGUUUGUCCCAUGAGCGCCUCCCCGUUUGUUGACGCCUCCAGACCCGGUCAUGAAGUCUGGGAAGAGUUUUCCAGGAGUUUCAUCCCUGCCGUUCGAGAGGUUGUAGAGUUUGCUAAGCGGAUCCCAGGCUUCCAGGAGCUUUCCCAACACGACCAGGUCAACCUGCUGAAGGCCGGCACAUUUGAGGUGCUGAUGGUGCGUUUCGUGCCUCUAUUCGACGUGCAGCAGCGGACUGUGAGUUUCAUGAGUGGCAGAAGGUACAGUGUGGACCUGCUGCGCUCCAUGGGGGCCGGAGAGCUGCUCAACUGCAUGUUCGAGUUCAGCGAGAAACUCGCCGCUCUGCAGCUCAAUGACGAGGAAAUGAGCCUCUUCUCUGCUGUGGUGCUCGUGUCUGCAGACCGAUCAGCAAUUGAGGACGUUGUCGGUGUGGAGGCCCUUCAGGAAAGCCUAAUCCGAGCCCUGAGGAACCUAAUCAUGAAAAACCACUCAAACGAAUCCUCCGUGUUCACCAAACUGCUCCUAAAACUGCCUGAGCUGCGAUCGCUCAACAACAUGCACUCCGAGGAGCUGCUCGCCUUCAAAAUACAACCCUAAACAACCAACCUGCGCUCUCCAUUUUACUCUUGAAUGUAUUUAACAGGCUUUUAUACUGAAUAACGACGCAUUCGUACGCUAUUAUUAGAUAUUGUGAUAUUUGCUAAUGACGCACAAGCGAAAGCGAAAAACGUUUGUUUUUUAAAACACAUGAAAGACUCUUCCUCUUUUAUUUAUGUGCAAUAGCUGCUAACGCAUGGCUAGUCGUAUAAGAGCAGCUUUACGUCGUGUUUGUCCAGAAGAGUUUGUAUUGAUUAAGGCCAGACGCUGCAGGCUUUUUAGGCUUUUCAUAAAUGCCAAGUAAACAUGCACUUAAAAAAAGCAUAAAAAAUAUAAACUUUAUCUUUUUUUGCACUUUUUGUAAAUUUCAGUCACAAUACAUAUUUUAAGACAAUACAUAUUUUACAUAUUUUUUCAUCUCAACUAAGCCACAAAUUGCUUUUUUAGCACUGUUUAUGUACAUUAAACAUCACAGUUUUGCAGGAACUACUUUAUCUGUGCAUUUAAAUAUCAUCACGUUUUAGAAUGCUCCAAAUUGGCCGGAACUACUUUAUCUGUGCAGUAAAUAACAUCAUGUUUUAGAAUGCUCCAAAUUGGCCGGAACUACUUUAUCUGUGCAUUUGAAUAGCAGUCGACAUUUAAUUAGCAGUCGAUUUUAAAAUGCUCAAAAUCUGCAGGUACUACUUUAAAUGUGCAUUUAGGAAACAGCACAUUUAAGAAUGCCCAAAAUCUGCCGGAACUACUUUGUCUGUGCAUUUAAAUAGCAGUCUAUUUUAGAAUGCUUAAAAUCUGCCGGAACUACUUUAUCUGUGCAUUUAAGUAACAGCACAUUUUAGAAUUCUCAAAAUUGGCCGGAACUACUUUAUCUGUGCAUUUAAAAAGCAGCACAUUUUAAAUGCUAAAAAUUGGCCAGAAUUAAUUUAUCUGUGCAUUUAAAUAGCAGUCGAUUUUAGAAUACUCAAAAUUGGCCAGAACUACUUUAUUUGUGCAUUUAAACAGCAGCACAUUUAAGAAUGCUCAAAAUUGGCCGGCACUAAUUUAUCUAUGCAUUUUAAACAGCAGCACAUUUUAGAUUGCUCAAAAUCGGCCAGAACUACUUUAUCUGUGCAUUUAAAUAGCAGUUGAUUUUUGAAUGCUCAAAAUCUGCCGGGACUACUUUAUCUGUGCAUUUAAAUAACAGCACAUUUUAGAAAGCCUAAAAUUUGCCGGAACUACUUUAUCUGUGUAUUUAAAUAAUAACACAUUAUAGAAUGCGCUAAAUCUGCCGGAACUACUUUCUCUUUGUAUUUUAAUAAUAGUACAUUAUAAAAUGCGCUAAAUCUGCGGGAACUACUUUAUCUGUGCAUUUAAAUAGCAGUUGAUUUUAGAAUGCUCAAAAUGGUCUGGAACUAAUUCAUUUGUGCAAUUAAACAGCAGCACAUUUUAAAAUGCUCAAAAUCUGCCAGAACUACUUCAUCUGUGGAUUCAAAUCAUAGCACAUUUUAGAAUGCCCAUCAGCCAAUCAGAAGCAAGCAUUCAACAGCCCUGUAGUAUAAUGAUAGCUUUUUAUUUUUAACCCUUUUUUUCGCCUGCAGUGUCUAGCCUUAAUGGACUGAUUAUGUGUUGUUGUGUAUAUAAAUAUCUGAUGUCAGUUUUCUGAAUGUAUGUCAGCAUGUCGGCAUUGUUUUCACCUGUAUAACAGGGCUUUUGCACGAGGUGUCGAGGAACAGGUGCGUUCGGCACCAUAAAUACGGAGCACAGACGGAAAACAUCCGCCUGCCCAAUUUAUAAUUUAUAAGCGGAGUCACUUUAAAAGCCGUUUUUUUAUAUAUCGACCAUGUAUUAAGAGGUGUUAUAAGUCUUCCAUUAUGCAAACGUGUAUAGUGGACCUGAACAAACGUACUGAAAGAAAUGGAGUUUAUUUAUGGCUGUUUGUACAGAUUGCCUUAUUAUUAUUAUUACUUUUGUUUCUGACGUUUCUCUGGAAUAACGGUGGAGCAGGGAAUCCAUGUUAAAGUCCCAGUUAUUUUGGGAUGCACUUCUUGCGGUUUACUCUAUGCAUAUGGAAACAGUGUGACAUUAUGGACAUUUCUCAGCCUGUAAUCCAAUAGGAUAAAGAUAUACUGCUCCCCUAUUCAGUUUUGGUGUGUCCAUGUGUUUUUUUGGUUGUUUGUUUCCUUAUAAAUAACAGUGCAGUAUGUAUAGUUGUGUAUAUCUAUUUGAAAUAUAUCAUUAUGAAAAGAAAAUCAAUAAAUAUUUACUUGUCA